Messenger RNA from Venturia canescens, 3878 nucleotides. Its product is annotated as patj homolog. The record is from RefSeq and is a predicted model, not a curated record. The coding region runs from base 398 to 3478 and encodes 1026 amino acids. Lineage: Eukaryota; Metazoa; Arthropoda; Insecta; Hymenoptera; Ichneumonidae. The transcript is spliced from 18 exons. Gene Ontology annotation, molecular function: protein binding.
GUCGAUAAGUUAGCUCGAUGUUAUCAUCGAUUGCACUCGAAUCGCUUUAUAUAUAUAUCUCAUCCAUACAGUGCAUGGCAGUGUUGUAUGGAACGUAAGAUUUCAGUGUAUUCAUAAUACUUGCACUCGUUAGAUCAGCUGUGUGGAUCCGUAAAAGUCGUACUACGGAUUGUCAUUUUGAAUUUAAAAUUCGAUCGAUAAACUUUCUCCAAAAACAAUCGUACGUUUGUUAAGAGUGAUGUGAUAUGUAGUUCGAAUAUUGUAAAAAGCUUCGCAAGUGAAAUUUUUUUUGCUGAGAACAGUGAAUUAGUUCCUAACCUCCGUUUCAGGUCUUGCAAGAACCAAUUUACAGAUUUGGACAUUUAUCAAGCUGUGCCUACCAAUAUAAAUCAUCAAUAUGCCGCUGAGUACUGAUAUGUCAACAGCGUUAUACUUAUUGGAACAUAUUCAUGAGCGAGUCAAUGAUCGCAGUGAUCAAAAAUUUCAAACGCACAUUACCAAUGAUUUAACAACACUUAUUUCCUUGCUCGAGGAUCCUACUUUUCGGAGUAUCAUCGCUAUUCAGGAUUCCCUUGCAGAUUUGAAUGCACAACUUGGUCAACAUCCUUCCAUAUUACCUGGCGAUUUUGACAUUAAUCUCAGUGGACAGCUGGAAUUAUCGGUCCCCAGUACACCUUUGGAACCAUUAGCAGCCAAUGUUUACAGAGAUCUCUAUCAUGAAAAUGAGUUGGAUGACCAAAGAGUCCCAGUCGCGCCGCUCACUCACAGCAGCAGCGAGGAUACCAGUGGACAGGUAACGAGUCCGAGCAUGGUAUCAGACCUCAUAGGUAUUCCAGCAAUAACAACACCAACGUAUGCCAAGGAAUUCCAAAAAGUUAUAGAAAGUGCAGCAAAGGGUCGUCAAGUGUGCACCGUACAGCUAUUCAAACCUGAGGGUAGCAACCUUGGUUUCAGUGUUGUCGGACUCCGUAGCACAGACAGAGGAGAGCUCGGUAUAUUUCUUCAAGAAAUUCAACUCACUGGAAUCGCUGGCUGUGAUGGUCGACUCGUAGAAGGCGAUCAAAUAUUGGCUAUCGAUGGACAACCGUUGGAUUCUAAUAUAUCGCACGAACAAGCGAUUUCCAUACUUCAAAAAGCUCGCGGGCUUGUCGAGUUAGUCGUUGCCAGGAGCAGCCCAGAAUUCGAUUUUAUCGCACAAACGGAUGAAGCAUAUGUGGCUUCAAACUCAAACGGAGGUACAGGAGAGACUGGCUCAACGAUUAGCCCAGGCGCUCCUGGGAAUCAAAUUCCUACCGAGAAAGACAAUUCGGCGUCAUUAUCUGUUGGCCCCCAAGAAACUGCACCAGCAACUGCUGCAACACACGGAGGACUCCUGAUCGAAAGAAGUCCUUCCGCAAUAAGUGACGCUUCUAAAACUAGCUCUGACAUGGUGCUAAACACCGAAUGGGCACAAGUGGAAGUUAUUAAUUUGAUCAACGAUGGAAGUGGUCUGGGUUUCGGGAUCAUUGGUGGACGGAGUACCGGUGUCGUUGUCAAAACCAUCCUGCCUGGUGGCGUGGCCGAUCGCGAUAAUCGGCUUCAAAGUGGCGAUCACAUUCUUCAGAUUGGUGAUGUCAAUUUACGUGGAAUGGGUAGUGAACAAGUUGCUGCUGUUUUACGACAAUCUGGAACACAUGUUCGGCUCGUCGUUGCACGACCAGUCGAACCAACGUCACCGGAUUAUCAGGCUCUCGGGAGUCACGCACCGAUCGUCCCAACAAAAAUUCUCGGAGAUCCUGAGGAGCUGGACCGACACCUUGAAAACAACGUUCCUGAAAACAGUCAAAAGCUCCGCCACAGUACAGACUCCGAGAACGGUAGCAUUUACAUUCAAGAACAGGACAUCGAAAUUCACACAAGACCCAGUCUCAUCAUGGAUAUCGUACGAAAUCCAGUUCCAAUCGGAGCUACACCAGCUAUUCCGGUUAUUUCUGCGACUACCCAAAUGCCUCCACUACCGGUCCUUUCCAUGGAUCCAAUUGACGUGAAAUCUUUACCCGAAAUGGAAAGAUUUUCGGUUGAACUUAAGAAAGAUACGUAUGGUUUAGGUAUCACGAUAGCAGGAUACGUCUGUGAGAAAGAAGAGCUUUCGGGCAUUUUUGUAAAGAGUAUUAGCAAAGGAAGCGCAGCUGACCUGAGCAACAUGAUUCGAAUAAAUGACCGAGUUGUCGAAGUCGAUGGUCACUCCUUACAAGGAUAUUCCAACCACGAAGCAGUCGAAGUUUUACGAAGUACAGGACAAAACGUUCUUCUCUGCUUAGAACGAUAUUUAAGGGGACCAAAAUAUGAGCAAUUGCAACAAGCCAUAGCGGCCAGUGAAUCAAGAGCUCCACAACCCAGUUCACCAUCGAUUGCGAGUCUCCCGAGCUUCCCGAUGAGUGCAGACGGGGAUACAACGACUGAUAUCGAACCAGAAGGAGAAUCUCAUACAACGGUAGACAGCGCAAUUCUAAUCGAAGCUGCGUGUGCUGAAGUUAGUGACGACACAGAUUUGGGUGUACACAAUCAAGCAUUGCUCAGCGACACAUCGUGCGAGCUCACUCCACAGAUCCGAGCAGCAAUUAAAGCUAAAUGGCAGAAAAUACUCGGCAAAAAUACCGAAAUAGUGGUAGCGCAACUUAAUAAAUUCGCCGAAGGUAGUGGACUCGGUAUUAGCUUAGAAGGGACAGUGGACGUUGAAAACGGACAAGAAGUUAGACCUCAUCAUUAUAUCCGCUCCAUUCUACCCGAGGGGCCGGUAGGCCAAAAUGGCAUAUUGCGCUCAGGCGAUGAGCUUCUAGAGGUCAAUGGCUAUCGAUUAUUAGGAAUUAACCACAUGGAAGUUGUAACUGUUCUCAAAGAAUUGCCGAUUAACGUGAGAAUGGUAUGUGGACGGAACAUUGAUUCCCACGAUCCUCUGUGUCCAAUUGACACAGCGCAACAUCAAGCUGCUUUCCAAACGAGGAGCAUUUUAGGUGGAUCACUACAGAAUUUAUUGCCCACAAUGGAUCGCUUGGUUAAAGCAAAGUCUGAUGGUUCCUUAGCAUCCACAACGACAGCUACCGUUACGGAUGCCAGCUUGAAUAAAAUGAAAUCACGAUCGCUUGAACCGUUAACAGGAUUAGCAAUGUGGAGCUCGGAGCCCCAAAUAAUUGAAUUAGUUAAGGGAGAACGAGGCCUUGGGUUUUCAAUAUUGGAUUAUCAGGAUCCGAUGAACGCCAACGAAACUGUGAUAGUUAUACGAUCACUUGUGCCAGGUGGAGUGGCUCAAAUAGAUGGCCAACUGAUUCCAGGUGAUCGCCUUCUGUUUGUAAACGAUAUUGCUCUGGAAAAUGCAACGUUGGAUCAAGCCGUUCAAGCGUUGAAGGGUGCACCAAAAGGGACCGUAAAGAUUGGAGUAGCUAAACCGUUACCGAUACCAGAUAGUAUUGCACAGACAAUCUGUAGCAGAGAACGAUAAGCAGAGAUGGGACCAUAUCAGAGAACGGAAAGUCAAUGUAAUUCAAUCGCCUCGCAAGAAGAAACUAUUGGAUAUUUCACAAAGUUGACGUAAACCAUGUUAAAUUUGAAAGCUUCGAAGUUUAAAAUGGUGUAAUAUAAUAUAUAGCUGCAUUUUUUAAACACUGUUCUAGCUAAAGGAAAAUUAGAAUAAAUUCAUUUUAUUUAUGUAUUAUAUAACAUUCUUCAAUCAAACAGGUUGGCAAUUAAUCAAUCUACUUCCUGUAAAGAAAAUGUUAUCAUCAUGGAAGAAAUAUGUUUAACCUGAUAGCACGAAAGCUGUUCCAUUUUUAGUAUUAUUUCUUUUUCUGUAUUUGUAAACAAUUAUUGCGUGACAAAUAUAAUAAUCUGAAAACACAAAA